Messenger RNA from Pyrus x bretschneideri (Chinese white pear), 1166 nucleotides. Its product is annotated as CBS domain-containing protein CBSX3, mitochondrial. The transcript has 7 exons. The coding region runs from base 196 to 819 and encodes 207 amino acids. The record is from RefSeq and is a predicted model, not a curated record. Lineage: Eukaryota; Viridiplantae; Streptophyta; Magnoliopsida; Rosales; Rosaceae.
CCCAGUACCCAGCACCCAAUGCCUGAGCAGCUUCAGGUGGCAUAAGAAGUCAAAAAACUAGGUCUUGAGAUGGGUCUCUCCAUCUCUAUCUGAAAGCCCGAAGAAAAUUUGCAGCUGCCCCUCUCUCUCAUUCUCCUCUUUGGACGCAGUUCCAUUUGUGGUGUGUUUGGCUUCCAAGAAACUUCCACAGGUAAAAUGCAAGGAGUACUCAAAACUUUUACAUCACACGGAAGCAUUGUGAAAAAUGGAGUUUUGAGACACAUCCGUCUUGUGAAUCCCCUGCUCCAGCCUGUUGCGUUUUCACGUUUUGAGUCUGCUACGCCUGCCAGUACCCGCAUAGAAGAGCAUGGUUUUGAAAGCACCAGAAUUGCAGAUGUCUUGAAUGCAAAAGGUAAAGGUGCUGAUGGUUCCUGGCUCUGGUGCACAACCGAUGACUCUGUUUAUGAUGCUGUUAAGUCGAUGACCCAGCACAAUGUUGGAGCCUUAGUUGUUGUGAAAUCCGGAGAGCAAAAAUCUCCCGCAGGAAUCAUAACAGAGAGAGAUUAUCUCAGGAAGAUCAUAGUUCAGGGAAGAUCAUCCAAGUCAACAAAAGUUGGGGAUAUCAUGACUGAGGAGAACAAGCUUAUCACUGUCACCCCUGACACCAAAGUUUUGCGGGCAAUGCAACUCAUGACAGAAAACCGAAUCAGGCACAUUCCAGUAAUGGACAACGGGAAAAUGGUUGGAAUGGUGUCCAUUGGUGACGUGGUUCGUGCUGUGGUGAGUGAGCACCGGGAGGAGCUGAACCGCUUGAAUGCUUUUAUUCAAGGUGGUUACUAGAUAAUGAUGAUGACGAAGAAGUGAGACGCUGCUUUAGUUGACAUGCCGGAAUGACAAACAGUAAUAACCCUCGCUCGAGUGCUUGUAUAUAUCGUGUGUGUUCGUUUGUGCACCUCCGGUUGUUGUUUGGUUCUGUACUUCCAGUUACUGUCUAAUUACAAACCUGUGGGACUAUCAAGUACUUAACAAUAAGCAAUGUUAUGUUUUGCUUAAAUCGUCCUUCUUUCUCCGGUCGAUGGUAGCUUGUGCGUACCUUGUAUUUGACGUCGCACACGUUUAUGUCGAAACCAUAAUCUUGAAUGUCGUUUGGUGUUUAAACAUGUAAAUCAAGCUAGUGUUCAAAUAUA